This is a messenger RNA of Nestor notabilis (Kea), 2914 nucleotides long. It is a transcript of the gene LARS2, whose product is annotated as leucyl-tRNA synthetase 2, mitochondrial. Gene Ontology annotation, cellular component: mitochondrion. The transcript is spliced from 20 exons. The record is from RefSeq and is a predicted model, not a curated record. Gene Ontology annotation, biological process: mitochondrial translation; leucyl-tRNA aminoacylation. The coding region runs from base 12 to 2726 and encodes 904 amino acids. Lineage: Eukaryota; Metazoa; Chordata; Aves; Psittaciformes; Psittacidae. Gene Ontology annotation, molecular function: ATP binding; leucine-tRNA ligase activity; aminoacyl-tRNA deacylase activity.
UAACCUUAAGAAUGCAGUCGGUUUGUCAGAGAGUUGGUGCUUGUUCCUCAUGUUUGAAGAGACAACUAAAUGGCUUUCUGGGAUUAAUUAAAUGGCAGAGAAGAUUGGUUCCUGCUUGUGUCAGAACUAUUUACAGUGAGACGGGGAAAUGGGAAAAAAGCUAUGGGUUGGAGACGAGGAAAAGAGUUGAAAAUUGGUGGCUCCCACGAAUAAAGGAUCAGUUCUGCAGAAUUUCAGAAACUGAUAAAUCAAGACCAAAAUUUUAUGUGCUUUCUAUGUUCCCAUAUCCUUCUGGAAAGCUUCACAUGGGCCACGUUCGUGUCUACACCAUCAGUGAUGCAAUAGCUCGAUUCCAGAAAAUGAGAGGGAUGCAGGUGAUUAAUCCAAUGGGAUGGGACGCAUUCGGUUUACCAGCAGAAAAUGCUGCAGUUGAACAUGGGCUUCACCCUGCAAGCUGGACACAAAGUAAUAUCCAACACAUGAGAGAACAGUUUGAUGCACUAGGUCUGUCUUUUACAUGGGAAAGGGAAGUGACCACUUGCUUACCAGAGUACUACAAAUGGACACAGUAUCUCUUUCUUAAGCUUUUUGAAGCCGGGAUAGUGUAUCAAAAAGAGGCCUUGGUGAAUUGGGAUCCAGUGGAUCAAACUGUUCUAGCUAAUGAACAGGUGGAUGACAAUGGUUGCUCAUGGCGUUCAGGAGCAAAAGUGGAACAGAAAUACCUCAAACAGUGGUUCAUCAAAACUACAGCUUAUGCAAAGGCUAUGUUUGAUGCUUUGUCCGACCUCCCUGAGUGGUAUGGUAUAAAAGAAAUGCAAGCAAAUUGGAUAGGUGACUGUGUUGGAUGCUCUCUUGACUUCUUGCUAAAGGUGAAUGGCAAAGUAACAGGAGAGAAGCUAGCAGCUUACACCUAUACACCUGAAGCUAUUUAUGGAGCUUCUCAUUUAUAUAUCUUACCAACUCACAGGCUGUUGCAUGGGAAUAGCAGUCUCAAGGAAGUCUUUCAGAAGGAGUUCAUCCCAGGCAAAGACUCACUCACUUCAGUGACAGCUGUGAAUUUGCUCACCCAUCAAGAGAUUCCUGUAGUCAUCUCAGCAAAACCCAACUUUGAGAAUUAUCUUGAUACUAAAAUAGGAAUUCCAAGUACUAGUGCGGAAGAUGCUGCAGUCGCUAAGAAUCUGGGCAUUUCUUUUACUGAAGUCAUUGAGACAUUGCCAAAUGGUUUGGAGAAAGUCAUUAAUUCUGCAGAGAUCACAGGCAUGACUCGGCAGGAGGCUCUAAAAGCUAUUACCCAGCAGGCCAAAAAAACAAGAAUAGGUGGAGACCUAACGAGUGACAAAUUAAGAGAUUGGUUAAUAUCUCGACAGCGGUAUUGGGGGACACCUAUUCCUAUCAUUCACUGCCAGACAUGUGGCAUUGUCCCUGUACCUUAUGAAGACUUACCUGUGGUGUUGCCCAAUGUGACCACCUUCACAGGAAAGGGAGCCUCACCUUUAGAAACAGCUCCAGAAUGGGUGAACUGUUCCUGCCCGAGGUGUAAGGCAGCAGCACGGCGAGAAGUCGAUACCAUGGAUACAUUUGUGGAUUCGGCUUGGUACUACCUGAGGUACACUGACCCUCACAACACAGAGAGGCCCUUUAGUAGUGAGUUAGCAGACUACUGGAUGCCCGUGGAUUUGUACAUCGGAGGAAAGGAGCAUGCAGUUAUGCACUUAUUCUAUGCAAGGUUUUUAAACCAUUUUUGCCAUGAUCUAAAGAUGACAAAACACAAGGAGCCUUUCCAUAAGCUCUUGGUUCAAGGUCUUAUCAAGAAUCAGACAUUCAGACUAACAACAACAGGCCAGUGUUUGAAGAGGGAAGAGGUUGAUCUCACGGGAACUGAACCCAUUCACCUAAAAACUGGUGAAAAGCUCCAAGUUGCUUGGGAAAAAAUGAGCAAAUCAAAGCAUAAUGGAAUAGACCCUGAAGAAUUAGUGAAAGCGUAUGGCAUUGACACCCUACGUCUUUACAUCCUGUUUGCUGCUCCUCCAGAACAAGAUAUUUUGUGGGAUGCUAAAACUGAUGCUAUGCCAGGCGUUCAGAGAUGGCAGACGCGCCUCUGGACACUUGUAACUAAACUUAUUGAAGCAAGGACAUCAGGAACCAUGCCAAAUCCUGAGCUUCUGAAAAAGAAAGAGAAGGCUGAAGCCAGAAAGAUCUGGGAGCAGAAGAAUCUGGUGAUUUCUGAGGUGACAGAGUACUUCACAAAGGAUCAUUUGUUCAAUGCAGCUAUUUCCCGAUUGAUGAGCCUCACCAAUGUACUCCAGCAAGCUUCCCGCCCUCUUAUUCUCCACAGCACAGAAUUUGAAGAUGCUUUGGCUUCACUCUGUAUUAUGGUUGCACCUAUGGCUCCACACAUUGCAUCAGAGAUGUGGAAAGGUUUGGCACACAUGCAGAAUAAACUUUGUUCUCAUCAUCACUGGGAUGUUGAUGUUCUGCAUCAGUCUUGGCCCAAAGUAGACCCAGAGUACCUUCAGCCGUCAGAUGUUGUGGAGAUGUCAGUUCUGAUCAAUAACAAAGCUUGUGGCAAAGUUUUUGUGCCUCAGCAAGCAGCCCGCAAUUUUGAAGAAGUCCAUGAGCUAGUUCUUCAAAGUGAACUUGGAGCCAAGCAUCUCCAGGGGCGAACCAUUCAAAAGGCCUUUCUGUCUCCCAGAACUGCCCUUAUCAACUUCUUAGUGCAAGAAUAGUGGAGCCUCUGCUGGGCCGUAAAAGGGAAGUGGAAUCUUUCAAGAUGAACCCAACUCAAAAACAUCAGUUAUGGUUAUUUAAAUGUCAUGUAACAGAGGGGAAGAAAUGUUGUUACAAUAGAUUGCUGUUAAAUCUUCAUUUCAAUGUGGAGAAAUGUGCAGAAUUAAAGAUUCUUAUGGAGUAAUGG